This is a messenger RNA of Oncorhynchus gorbuscha (pink salmon), 1656 nucleotides long. It is a transcript of the gene tmx2a, whose product is annotated as thioredoxin-related transmembrane protein 2a. The coding region runs from base 581 to 1276 and encodes 231 amino acids. The record is from RefSeq and is a predicted model, not a curated record. The transcript is spliced from 6 exons. NCBI's taxonomy places the organism in Eukaryota, Metazoa, Chordata, Actinopteri, Salmoniformes, Salmonidae.
UGACGACAGGUUCAGACAGAUUUAGCUGUCUAGUAUCCCAAGGGUGCAACAUUGUUCAUCGUAACGUAAUAUAUAGCCAAAUGUAUCAUUCACGAAUUACUUACCUUGCAUCGGAUAUAAACUUCUGUAGGCUCUUCUCCAUUACUUUGUUGAACAACAAUAGCCUGUUCCUCCGGGGCUCGGCUCCGUCUGACCGGCGAGAAUCAUUUCCAUGACCCGACGACGGAGACGAAACAUCUCCUGUUGCAUUACUAGACUGAUCCUCCACAUUAUCUCCUGAACUUUUAGCACCUUUGUGACGAAUUUCCUCCUGAGUUGUUUCACCAGUUUCUUCCAUGUUCAAUUAUUAUUAUAUAUUUUUUACAGUACCCGCCAAAGCGCUAGAAACCUACAAGAAACGCCCAUCUACGGAACGCCAACAUGUACAAAAAGUUACUGUGUCAUUGUACGCACGCGCAGAUAGGUAUUCUAUGUUACGUACAUUCACUUUGAGCAAUCUUUGGUUGAGCUUUUGCUGCAUCAACUGUAAUUUUCCUCAAACUGCUUUCUUUCUCUUCUCUAUGUUGCAUGUUGUGCGAACAUGGGGUUGAUCACCGAAGUUAUUGCUUUCUUUUACCACUUACCUCAAAUAUACAAAUGGCUCUUCAAGCCUUAUUACAUAUUGUCUACAUUGAUGUCCACUGCAUUCCUAAUACUUAGGAAGUGUCCUGGACUUUGCGAAAACCUGAACACUGAACGGGAGGACCGGAACCCAUGCGACUUUGACUUGAGAGAAGUGGAUAUUCUUAUGUUUAUCGGUGCGAUUGUCAUGAUGAAGAACAGGAGAGACAUCACCAUAGAGCAGCAUGCAGGGAACCUGUUUAUGUUCAGUAAGGUGGCCAAUGUUAUCCUCUUCUUCAGGCUGGACAUCAGACUGGGCUUCCUCUACUUCUUACUGUGCAUUGCAUUCGUCAUGACCUGCAAACCACCACUCUACAUGGGCACAGAGUACAUCAAGUAUUUCAGUGAAAAGACCAUAGACGCCAACGUCAUGACACUGUACUGGACUGCGGUUUGGGAAGAUAGAUGCUGGCCGGUAGGAGAGGUGGCUCAGAGGUACAAGGUUAGCACCUCCUCUCUGGCCAAGCAGCUCCCUUCAUUGGUGCUUUUCCAGUCAGGGCGGGAGGUCAUGAGGCGUCCAAUGGUGGACAAUAAGUUUCGAGCUGUGUCCUGGACUUUCAGCGAGGUGUGUGUUGUGGGGAAUCAUCGGUCUGUGUGCGGGCUUGUGUGUGCGUGACACCCCAGCAGAGAGCAAGAAAGACCAGUAGUGACGAAGGGACAACAGGGACUGGAUUGUUCUACUGCACACAGUUCACUGCUCGUCACACAAUCGCUGUCAGUUAUCACUGGUUGUAUUACCAGACGACCAGGAUUCAAGUUAUUUCACGAGCUUGGGCUUGUGGAAAAGCUGCUGCACGCAAACCAAAAGGGACAGAAUGAGCUACACUACAUGGCCAAAAGUAUGUGGACACCCCGCUCGUUGAAAAAUCUCAAUCCUAAAUCAUGGGCAUUAAAAUUGGAGUUGGUCCCCCUUUGCUGCUAUCAAAUCAAAUGUUAUUUGUCACAUGCACCAAAUACAACAGGUGUAGGUAGACCUUACAGUGAAAUGCUUACUUA